Periconia digitata is the source of this 1388-nucleotide messenger RNA. The record is from the annotation of a GenBank genome assembly. NCBI's taxonomy places the organism in Eukaryota, Fungi, Ascomycota, Dothideomycetes, Pleosporales, Periconiaceae.
UUGUGUGUAUGACAUAAGAUUCAGGGGUUGGAGUGUGCUAGACCCCGCACAACACGAUGGGGUCGCUCUUGACCGACUCAAAUGUUCCCGUGCUCUUAUUGUUUGGUUGAUAGUGCUGACCUUCUGUGCGUUUUUUUGUUUUCCAGGGGUGCUGGUCUUCUAAGCAAACUCGCCAAUUUCUACCCAGACUACUUCUCGGCGUUGGCCUUCCUCUCUGUACCAUAUUCGCCGGGACUCUCGGAUGUAGAUGGCAUCAACGCCCGCACCGAAGCUGCCUUCGGCUACCCUACCUUCGGCUACCAGAAAUUCUUCAACGAAGAUGACGCCGCAGAGAUAAUCGAGCGCAACAUCGAAUCUUUCACGUCGGCAGUCUUCCCCGGCGACCCUGAGGUCUGGCGCACCGACCUCUGCCCCUACGGCAAAGCAAAAGCAUGGAUCGAAGCCGGGAAAAUGGAUUCAAAGCUACCCAGCUACGAGACCCCUGAAACGCGCGAGGCGCGCGUCGCGAAGUUCAAAUCUGGCGGUCUCGCUGCGCCCUUGAACUGGUACAAGGUGUCGAUGCGCAAUAUCGACGCCGAGGCAAUCAAUGCGAUCCCCAAGCAAAACCUCGUGCUCAACGUUCCGACCGUGUUUAUGGGCGGAGACAAAGACUACGCUACGAGGGUUGAGAUGAUGCAGAUGGCGGCGGCGAAGCUGAAGGAGGCGGGACUGUUGAAGCCGGAUGUAGAGGUAAAGAUUGUGAAGGGUGCUAGUCAUUGGAUUACUCUGGAGAGGCCGGACGAAGUUUUCACGGUGUUGCAGGAACUCGUCAAGAAAGUAGAGUAGUAGACGUGCAUUGAUCUUACAUCGAAUGGAGAACAAACAGCCAAGAUCUUAGCGUUAGUCGUCCACAUUUGUAUACAUGUCCUCUUAUAUCGAGCGUCUUUGAAACAUUGUAGACAAUUCCCUGCUAAUGCCUUUUCAACACUACUUCGCAUGCAGAUCGCAAUCUACUACUUAUAACCCUCAAAGUCAUGAUAAUCCCCCAAUAAUCAAAAGUCCCACAUAGAUAUAUAACCCAACCUCACCACCAUCCCCCAAUCACAACCCCAACCCCAUCGCACAACUCUCCCUCCCCACAACAUCCCCUCCACCAACAAAAAACACCAAACAUACCAAACAAAGCUAGUCAAUCGUAGUCCCACAUAUCCUCCCCAACCGUCACACAUCAUCCUACCCCUAUCUAUCCGCUCUCCUCACCCGCCAAACACAGGGCAAGUGGAUUCCUCCCGCCCUGCGCCACUACCCCUCAUGAUCAGCCCAGGAUGUAGAAAGCAGGAAAAUCAUCAUGCCACUUCUCGCUUCCCUACCCCACAGUUUCCGUUCUUUCUGGUUAGUCUCUACGAGAU